Eurytemora carolleeae is the source of this 8608-nucleotide messenger RNA. RefSeq names its product probable chitinase 10. Gene Ontology annotation, cellular component: extracellular region. The transcript has 19 exons. The coding region runs from base 88 to 8544 and encodes 2818 amino acids. Gene Ontology annotation, biological process: carbohydrate metabolic process; chitin catabolic process. The record is from RefSeq and is a predicted model, not a curated record. Gene Ontology annotation, molecular function: chitinase activity; chitin binding. NCBI's taxonomy places the organism in Eukaryota, Metazoa, Arthropoda, Copepoda, Calanoida, Temoridae.
UGUGAAACUCAGUUUUCUCUCUAAUUUGUUUAGGUCAGUUAAACCGCUGAGGGAAGCAAGCAGUUGUGGUUUGGAGACGGAAUAGUCAUGAGACGGAGUAUCCUGCUCCCUGCGGGAUUUAUUCCUCUCCUGGUUGGAGUAGUUCAAACCCUUGGAGAAUCCGAGAAUAUUGAGGAUAGGUUGGUUCAGCGCUUUUCACCAGAUAUCAGUCUUGGUCGGGACGGAAGUCAAAUCAAACCAAAGCUACAAGUAAACAUUGAGACUCAGCAGGCUAAGUUCAGUAGAGCGUCUGUAGAAGCUGCUCCGGAUACUAUAGAGACUGUGGUCUUCUCAAAACCAAAAUUCCAAACUUACUCUCGGUCUGAUAAUGCUCUGCCGUUUAAUAGAGAUUUUGUAGAAUCGGGGUCUCUUAAACGAUACGGAGCUCUCAACCCAACACAGGGUAUACAAGAAAAUAGGGAACAUCAAGGUGGAAAAUAUUUUGGAGCUGCAGACCCCUCCUUGUUUUUCAAGCUAUACAGUGGAUCCCAGUUUCAACAAUAUUCCUUUGAACCAAAAGCAGAAGGAAAGAGGAUUCCUCUCCGAUCUGCUGUAGAGAAGCGUCCUGAUCCGACCAUAGCCCGUCUUUACCGGGCUCGGACACAAGUAAAAGCUUUGGCAGAUUUGAGGAAAAAAUAUUAUAAAAAUCAGAAAACUACGUUUAGACAGGCUCGCCCUAACCCUGAUCAUAAAAAUGGACAACAUACAGAACAACUUGAAGAACUGUUAACUAAAAGCAGCAACCAGGAGUACAAGAUAGUGUGCUACUACGGAGCAUGGUCCGUGUACAGAACUGCUCCGUACAACUUUGGAGUAGGAGAUAUAGAUCCGUUCUCAUGUACUCAUCUUAUCUAUAGUUUUGCUGGACUACAACCUGAUGAUCUUACCAUCAUUUCAUUAGAUACAGAAGAGGAUAUUAUCAAAGGAUCUUAUAAAUCCGCAGUUGCUCUGAAGUUAAAGAAUCCUGCACUCAAGGUUAUGAUUGCUAUCGGAGGCUGGAACGAAGGAGGAAAAACCUACUCCGAAAUGGCCUCGUCCCAAGCCUCCAGAGCUAGAUUCAUCAAGUCUGUGGUAGAAUUUGUAGAAGAACACUCAUUCGACGGAUUGGAUCUGGAUUGGGAGUAUCCUGGAGCAGGAGAUAGGGACGGACAAUGGUCGGACAAGGAGAACUUUGCAAAUUUGGUUUCUGAGCUUCAUGAUGAGUUUGAACCCAGAGGUUGGCUCCUCUCAGCCGCAGUUUCGCCGGCAAAGUUUAGAGUUGAUGAAGGAUACGCAGUUAAGAAGAUCGCUGAGUACUUGGACUUCAUCAACGUGAUGACCUACGACCUGCACGGGGAUUGGGAUAACUUUGUGGAUCAUCAUGCUCCUCUCAACUCUAGAGAACAUGAUUCAUGGGAGUUCAAAUCUUUAAAUACGGCUGCAGGAUUGGGAUAUUGGAAAUCUAAGGGAGCACCUCUCCAUAAAUUACUCCUUGGAACACCUUUCUAUGGAAGAUCAUUUACUCUCAGCUCGGAGAAUUCUAAGUCUCCAGGUUCUAAGAGCUCAGGUCCAGGUAAACCAGGAGAAUUUACAGAUGAGCCUGGAUUCCUGGCUUACUAUGAGAUCUGUAGGAUGAUAAAAGAUGGAGGUUGGACUGAGGAAACAGAUUCAGAUGGAAACCCAUAUAUAUACAAGGGCGACCAAUGGGUCGGAUAUGACAAGGUUGAGAGCGUGAGACGGAAGAUGAAAUAUGUCCGUUCUAAAGGUCUUGGAGGAGCAAUGAUCUGGGCAAUCGAUCUGGAUGAUUACAGAGGAGACUGCGGGACAAAAUCUCCUCUACUCACAAACAUGAAUCUUAUUCUUAGACCUAAAGGAGGCGAGGUCCCGGAGACAGAUGAGAAAGAUUUUGGAUUAUUUCAACCUGACGAAGACUCCGGUGUGAUUGCAGCAGUUACAGCGGAGAUUGAAGAGGAUAAUAGUGCUCUUGGUGGAGCUGAAAACUUUAUCUGUGCUGGACCUGGAUCCUUCCCUAGCAGUACUAGCUGCUCAGACUACUUUACCUGUACUCAGGACGGACAGGCGUUUAAGUUCAGUUGUCCUGAUGGUUUACACUAUGAUCCUUCUAUCGGAGCUUGUAACUGGCCUGAAGCUGUCUCUUGUUCUAUUCCAACCCUGGCACAAACUCGUCAGUUUUGCGGUGCAUUUGGACUAUUCUAUGAUCCAGUGUCAAAGUUAUGCACUCCUUUCAGAGUGUCUCCAGGCUAUGCCUUCCAAGAAUUUCCUUAUAUCAAAUCGUCUCCAUUAAUCCUUUACAACACUGAGGAAAGUAAGAAAGUAAUCUGUUAUUUCUCCAACUGGGCCGGAAUUAGAGAAGGAGACGGAAAAUACGUUCCAGAGAAUAUUCCAUCUAAACAUUGUACUCAUGUUGUGUAUGCUUUCGCUAAACUGGACGAGGAGAAAUUUGUCCCGGAGUCUAGCGGUCCUCUCACAGACCUGGAUCAGGAUUAUUUCUCCAGGGUUCAUGAUACUGUGAAGACAAGGAACCCAAACGCCAAAGUUCUAAUCUCUGUCGGAGGUUGGGCAGACUCUGCAGGAAAUAAAUACUCUACCCUUGUCAACAGCCAAGAUCUCAGAAAUAAGUUUGUUCGUGGAUCCAUGCAGUUUCUGAAAAAAUACCGUUUUGAUGGAAUGGUCAUCGAAUGGCAUUUUCCGGUAUGCUGGCAAAGUGACUGCACCAAGGGCCCAGACUCCGAUAGAGCAGGGUUUUCAAAUCUGGCUCAAGAUCUUAAAAGAGAAUUUGGAAAAAGAUAUACUAUCGGGGCAACCCUCUCAGGGUACCAGCAGGUUAUAGACAAAGCGUACGACAUUGCAAGUUUAUCAGAGAACCUUGAUUUCCUAAACAUCAUGUCAUAUGACCUCCAUGGUUUCUGGGAGGAUAAAACCAUGCAUCAUGCUCCGCUAACCGACCCAACCUCUGUAUCAGUGGAGGGACUGAUGAACAAAUACAUAUCCCUGGGUGCUGAUAAGUCUAAGCUUGUUGUUGGAAUCCCAUUUUAUGGUCAAUCUUUCCUCACUAAAACCGGAGGAGUUGGAUAUGGAGUAGAUAGCAAGGGACCUGGAGCUCCUGGACAAUGGACAAAACAGCCUGGUAUGCUUGGGUUCAAUGAGAUCUGUCUAAAGAUUAAAGAGGGUUGGACACAGAGUGAAGAACAAGAUGGAAGGCAGGAUCCUUUUGCAUAUGAAACUGUUGGUAAUCAAUGGGUCGGUUUUGAUUCAGUUCAAUCUGUGCGGAGAAAAGCAGAGUUUGCUAUGAAUAAUGGAUUCGCGGGGGUUUCAAUCUCAACUCUGGAUCUUGAUGAUUUUAACAACCUUUGUUGCCUGGGUGCACAUCCUCUCCUUAACAGUGUUAGCAGCGUCGUCCUUGGAACUCCAGGACCUGAACCAGGUUGUUCUAGACCUGCUCCACCAGUAACACCAGCACCUAGACCUCAGGAAACCACUGAAGCCUGGGAUGACGGAUCUAAUAGAAAACCAUCCAGUACUUCCAGUCCUAGCACUCCUAAACCAACCACGUCUAGUACAGCAGCUGCUAGUACAACAUCCAGUACGGAUACAGAUGGUCCAGCAGAGUGCACAGAAGGAGAACAUAUAGAGCAUCCUCAGGACUGUCAGAAAUACUAUCGAUGCAUAAACGGGAAGAAGCAACUUCAUUCCUGUUCUGGGGGUUUAUCUUGGGAUGCAGAGAACCUCAUUUGCGACUGGUCUGACAAUGUGAGCUGUGGAUCUAUCUCAGACAAAAAUGUUGAUGAAGUUGUUGUUGUUGUUGAUGAAACAGAUGACCAGGCAAUGCUGACUCUCCCUGGUCUUCCAUGUUCAAAUCCUGGGAAGUUAUCUCAGAUACCUGGAGAUUGUUCCUCGUUCUACCAAUGCAACAAUAACGAGCAGAUCAAACAAUCCUGUAGUCCAGGACUUCACUUCAGCUCUACUAAGGGUAUCUGUGACUGGCCUGAGGCAGCAGGAUGUGUUACAUAUAUCACCCUGGAGAGAGAUGGAACAUGUCAGGAAGGAUCUCGAAUCCCUCAUCCAACAGACUGUGCAUCCUAUCUGUGGUGUGUACACUCUGAGUAUAUUCAGCUCAGCUGUCAACAAGGAACUCACUGGGAUAGAAACAUGGAAACCUGUAAUCAUCCUGAAGCUGCUGGAUGCACAACAUCGGACUCAGCUCAGGGCACAACAUCAGCUGCACCAACCACCACAACGUCAUCUUGGGACAGUGGAGAUAACAUCUGGGACAAUGCAGACAACAGCUGGGACAACGGAGAUAAUAGUUGGGACAAUGGAGACUGGUCCGGAGACAACUCUGGACAAUGGAAACCUCCAACACCGAAACCAACAACUCAGCGACCAACUGGACCCACAGAAGCAGUUCCCCUGCAGGGACCUUUAUCUGGGGAUUUCAAGGUUGUCUGCUACUUCACAAAUUGGGCCUGGUACAGACCUGGAGCAGGAAAAUAUAAACCUGAAGAUAUUGACCCCACUAUUUGCACACAUAUUGUUUACGGGUUUGCUGUUCUAGAUUACUCAACCCUUCUUAUGAAACCUCACGAUUCAUGGGCCGACAUAGAUAAUGAUUUCUACGGUAAAGUUACUGAAUUCAAAAAGUACGGGAUCAAGGUAACAGUUGCCAUUGGAGGUUGGAAUGAUAGCGAGGGAGAUAAAUACAGUAGGUUAGUCAACAAUCCCUCAGCCAGGGCCAGGUUCAUCGAGAACGUUGUAAAAUUCAUCGAGAAAUAUAACUUUGACGGGUUGGACCUUGAUUGGGAGUAUCCAGGAUGCUGGCAGACUGAAUGCAAAGAGGAAAGGUACAAGGAUAAGGAUUCAUUUGCUGCUUGGGUCAGAGAACUCAAGGGAGCGUUUAAACCUCGUGGUCUUCUCCUCUCUGCUGCCGUUUCACCAAGCAAAAAGAUUAUAGAUGUAGGAUACGAUGUUCCUAGUAUUGCACAGGAUCUGGAUUGGAUUGCGGUCAUGACAUAUGAUUACCACGGUCAUUGGGAUAAAAGAACCGGUCAUGUUGCUCCCUUUUAUUCACAUCCUGAUGAUGAGUUUUUCUACUUUAACACGAACUACACAAUCAACUACUGGAUUGAGUCUGGAGCACCUGCCACUAAACUAGUUCUAGGUAUGCCACUAUACGGCCAAGCAUUUACCCUGGAUGAUCCUAAGAAGAACGGAUUGAAUGCUCCGGCUGGACAGAAAGGACAGGCUGGAGAGUUUACACGUGCUGCUGGGUUCCUAGCCUACUAUGAAAUCUGUUCCGAUUUAAAGAAAGGGGGAUGGACUGUUGUUAAAGAUCCUGAAGGUAGGAUGGGUCCUUAUGCUUACAAGGGCAGACAAUGGGUUGGAUAUGACGAUGUUGACACCAUCCGGAGAAAGUCUGAAUUUGUCCGAGAGAUGGGGUUGGGAGGUGGCAUGGUUUGGGCCCUAGACCUUGACGACUUCAGAAAUGUUUGUGGAGAAGGACCACAUCCUCUAAUGAAGGCCAUACAGAAAGUUCUUGGGCCCAAGAAGGGAGAUUAUGAAGGAACUCGAUCUGUUGAAUUGGAUACCACGACUACAGAGAGUGCAUCUGUAACUCCACCAAUGAAUUCACCUGCCACAAAGCUUACUACGACCACAACUUCUCCAACUAGAACUAAAGAGGAGGACUCAGAGUAUAAGGUUGUCUGCUACUUCACAAACUGGGCUUGGUAUAGACCUGGAGCAGGAAAGUAUAAACCUGAGGAUAUUGAUGAAGAGCUGUGUACUCAUAUUGUUUAUGGAUUUGCAGUUUUAGAUCCUAGAACUCAUCUCAUCAGGGCUCAUGACUCAUGGGCGGAUUUUGAUAAUGAAUUCUACAAGAAAGUAACUGCUCUGAAGAGCGCAAAGAAGAAGGUAUUGUUGGCUCUGGGAGGUUGGAACGACUCUGCAGGAGACAAGUAUAGUAAGCUUGUAAAUGACCCGGAGAAACGAAAAAAGUUUGUGGAUCAUGCUCUGGUAUUCAUUAAGAAGAAUAAUUUUGAUGGGUUAGAUCUGGACUGGGAGUAUCCCCGUUGCUGGCAGGUAGACUGUGAUCUGGGACCAAAAUCUGACAAGGACGGUUUCUCAGCCUGGAUCAGAGAACUCUCCGCUGCUUUUAAACCUGAAGGACUCUUGGUGACUGCUGCAGUAUCCCCGAGUAACAAGGUUAUUGAUGCAGGAUACGAUGUUCCUGAACUAUCCAAGUACCUGGAUUAUGUGAGCGUGAUGACAUAUGAUUAUCACGGACAGUGGGAUAAGAAAACUGGACAUGUUGCUCCAAUGUAUCAGCAUUCUGAAGAUGAUAAUAUUUUCUUCAACGUGAACUACACAGUAAACUAUUGGUUGUCUGGAGGGUUGGAUAGAAAGAAGCUUAUCCUAGGAAUGCCAAUGUACGGACAGUCCUUUACUCUUGCUUCAGCUGCAGACAACAGUCUCAACUCUAAAUCCUAUGGUGGAGGAACUGCUGGACCAUUUACUAGAGCUAGAGGGUUCCUGGCUUACUAUGAGAUCUGUCACAAUAUACAAACCCAGGGAUGGAAGGUUAUCCAGGAUCCAACAGGAACAAUGGGACCAUAUGCUUAUAAGGGAACACAAUGGGUUUCAUUUGAUGAUACAGCAAUGAUAAAGCAUAAGACUCAGUACCUGAAAAAUAUGAAACUUGGUGGUGCCAUGAUCUGGGCUCUUGACUUGGACGAUUUCAGGAAUUCCUGCGGUUGUGAGUCAAAUCCACUUCUGAAUACAAUAAACCGUGAGCUGAAGGGAGCCAAGGAUGAGGCAAACUGUGAUAUGAGCGGAAACUAUAGAAUUGGAGAUAUUGAGCUAAGUCCCAGUCCGUAUUCUGGAUGCAACAAAGGAAAUUUUGCUCCGUCUGAAUCUGAUUGUUCAGAGUAUUAUGUCUGCAAUAACGGAGAAUAUCAACUUCAAAAGUGUCCAAGUGGACUUCAUUGGAAUAGAGAUCGCUGUGAUUGGCCUGAAUCCACAAGUUGUUCUUCGUCUGGAGGAUUAAAUCAGAUUCCUGAAGUAGUGGAGGUUGAUAAUGAUAUUUCAAACGAAAUAGUCGAGGUUGAAGCUCCGCCCUCUUCUGUAAAACCAACACUGGAUGGAACAUCUUCAAAUACUGGGAUGAAGGUCGUCUGUUAUUUCACUAACUGGGCCUGGUAUAGACAAGGAGUUGGAAAAUAUAAACCUGAAAAUAUUGAUCCAGAACUCUGUACGCACAUCAACUACGGAUUUGCUGUCCUGGAUCCUAACAAUUUAAUAAUGGUUCCUCAUGAUACCUGGGCAGAUAUUGACAACAAGUUCUUCUCUAGUGUUGCAGCGUUGAAAUCUAAAGGUAUUACUGUGUCCAUAGCUCUAGGUGGUUGGAAUGACUCAGAAGGAGAUAAAUACAGCAAGCUUGUAAAUAAUCCAAGCUCUAGGAGUAAAUUCAUCUCCGAGGCUGUAAAAUUUAUCGAGAAAUAUGGAUUCCAAGGAUUAGAUCUUGACUGGGAGUAUCCUAAAUGCUGGCAGGUAGACUGUAGUCUAGGUCCAGAGUCAGACAAAGCAUCCUUUGCUGCGUUUGUGAAGGAACUGAGUGCCGAGUUUAAACCUCGAGGUUGGGUAUUAUCUGCUGCCGUUAGUCCCAGUAAGACUGUAAUUGAUGCUGGGUAUGAUGUGCCAGCUUUAAACCAAUACCUAGAUAUCAUUAAUGUUAUGACCUACGACUACCACGGACACUGGGAUAAGAAGACUGGUCACGUUGCUCCUCUGUAUGCCCAUCCUGAGGAUGAUUACUCCUACUUCAACGCGAACUUCACCAUGAACUAUUGGGUAACCCUAGGAGCCAGUAAAUCCAAACUAGUGAUGGGAAUGCCAAUGUACGGACAGGCUUUCAGUCUAUCCGACUCUUCGCAGACAGGACUUAACUCUCCAGCAAUAGGAAAAGGAGAGGCAGGAGAGUUUACUCGAGCUGCAGGGUUCCUGGCAUACUAUGAGAUCUGUGAGAAGGUUCGGAAUUCAGCUUGGACAAUAGUUCAAGAUCCUGAGAAUAGACUUGGUCCUGUUGCCUUUAAUGGUGACCAAUGGGUCGGAUAUGAUGAUAUAACUAUGAUCCGACGGAAGUCCCAGUUUAUCAAGGAUAACGGGUUUGGAGGAGGCAUGAUCUGGGCUUUAGACUUGGACGAUUUUACCAAUCGAUGCGGAUGUGAAACUUAUCCUCUCCUGAAAACAAUCAACCGAGUUCUCCGAGAUUACUCUGCACCUGAUCCGAGCUGUGAACUCAGAGCCAUGGCGUACAAUAACAGAUAUUCACAAUAUAGGUUUCCAGAAUUUUUCUCACAAUAUCUCCAACCUCAACUCCAGAGCAAUGUCAACCCUCAGACAUAUAUUCAAAAUAUUAUCCCAACCUUCUCCAACAGCCAGCUCCAAUACUCCCAAUAUACAGCUCCAUAUCAUUACUCAGCAGUUCCAAAUGCAGCUUAUUAUAAAUAAAAUAUUCUGAUUUUAUCAGUAUAAAUGUAGAUUUUUGAUACAAUACGCAUUUUUAGAAUUUACA